Ectocarpus sp. CCAP 1310/34 is the source of this 2201-nucleotide messenger RNA. NCBI's taxonomy places the organism in Eukaryota, Phaeophyceae, Ectocarpales, Ectocarpaceae. The record is from the annotation of a GenBank genome assembly.
UUGCCAGUUGCAACAGCCGACACAGGCACAUAGAGGAGGUCCGUGUUGUGCUGCAAGGAUGGCGUCUGGGGGACGGGUGCUGAGCAUUCAGAGCCAUGUUGUUCGAGGGUAUGUCGGCAACAAGUGCUCGGUCUUCCCGCUUCAGCUGCUAGGCUUCGACGUCGACCCUGUCAACUCCGUGCAGUUUUCCAACCACACAGGCUACGCAGGGUUUGAAGGGACAGUGCUCCAGGGGGAAGAGCUGUCGAGACUGCUGCAGGGGUUGGAGUCCAACAACCUCCUCAGAGGCUAUACGCAUGUGCUCACGGGCUACGUCGGAUCCCCGUCUUUCUUGCAUGCCGUCCUCGACGUCCACCGAAGACUGAAAGAAGCGAAUCCAGCGUUGCUCUUCAUCUGCGACCCCGUACUCGGGGACGACGGUAGGCUGUACGUGCCGGCAGAGAACGUGGACAUCUACCGGGAAGAGGUGCUCCCCCUCGCCACCAUGAUCACGCCGAACCAGUUCGAGGCCGAGCUGCUGUCGGGGGUGACGAUCUUGACGGAGGAGGACGCGGUCCGAGCUUGCGCGGCUCUUCAUGCCAGGGGGCCCGACACAGUGGUGAUCACCAGCAGCCGACUGGCAGGCUCCUCGUCGAGCGGAGGAGGAGACCCCGCCGUUGGUGGCGGGGGUGGGGGAGGAGGAGGAGGAGGAGGAGGAGGAGGAGGCGGGGACGAUAUCGUUCUCGUGGCCAGCACCCGACGUCGGCCCCGCCGCUCGCGAGCAGAAACGCCGUCGUUACCGUCGUCUUCGUCGAGCUCCUCGGCAAUACCCGCGCCGCUGCCGCCGCCACCGCCGCCGCCACCAUCAGCGGAAAUAACGGGGCACGAUGAGGUCGACGGCGGCGGCGGCGGCGGCGGGCAAGGCCCAGCAGCAUCCGGGGGCGACAGCGGCGGGGGCGGUGGAGCGCCGCGAAAUCGCCGUGGACAAGCUGUAGCGGUCGCUGGCAACAACGGCGGAGACGCCGGCGGCGGUGGUGGCGGCGGUGGCGGUGGUCGAGGGGGUGAUGGUGGCGGCGGGGCGGAGGCGGCGGGCGGGGGUGUUGGUAGCAGAGCGACGAGGAGCGCGGGUGGGGGGGACGGAGCGGGUGGGGGGGGUGGGGGGGACGGCGGUGCUGGUGGAGGGGGGCACGUGGAUGGGGCAGAAGCUGGGGCGGGAGCGGGGGAGGCGGGGGCAGGGAUGGGAGAAACGGGUGGCGAUGGCGGUGGCGGGUUCGACGUGUACCGGAUGACUUUUCCGCGCCUUCCGCAGGAGUUCACGGGAACGGGAGACCUCGCCGCGGCGCUCCUAUUGGCGUGGACUCAUAGGCUGCCGGGGGAUCUGGCGGGAGCGCUCGAGCGAGUGGCGGGCACGAUGAGGGCCGUCUUGAGGAGAACUCACACCCAAGGGUCUGGGGAGCUCCUUCUGGUGCAAAGCAAGGAGGACAUUGAGCGGCCACCUUUGGAGCUGAGAGCCACCGUGAUUGCGCAUGCCACGGGGCAGUGAGAGCCGGCCGAAUUCGGAGAGCUACAAUUGCGGCCACAAGCGCUUGCUUUUGGUGUCGUCAUGGAUACAAUGCACACCUAGGGAGAUACGUUUAGAAUUCGUUUCCGAUUUACUUGUUGCGCAGCCUUGUUUCAAGUUUUUGCCAGACAGGUGCCGUUGACGACGUCAUUUGUCCUGCAGCUUGCUCGAGGGUUGUGGUGAUAUGGCGACACCACUCGUAGAGCAGAAUGAUGAAGCCAGUCGAAGAGGUCGCUGCCCUUGUUGUGGUGGUUCUAGUCGCUCGUCGCGGCGGAACAAGGCCGCCGCAUUUUUCUCGUCGAAAGCAAUGAUUGUGAAUAGGACUCGAUGUGCCCCCCCCACGUCGGGGUUUCUUUUUUAGAUACAUAUUGUAGCGCGUGUGACGUUCUACGUAGAUGGCGGGUCUCGCGUUCUGUACCCGACACGUCCCCAUCCGGGGCCGUGAAGCAUGUUCCCCCCCUCCCCGUGUGCAUGCCUUCAGGUUUACCCACGUUUUUUUUGUGUGUUUUUUUUUACCCGUCCUCGCUCUCGUCAACGAUUAAUACUAUUUAAUUGGUCUUGGGAGUUUUGUGUACACUCGUGAACGAGCGAAUUUCGAGACACAGUCGUCGCUUUUGCAUUUUUGAACACAAUAUCUAGAUGGAGUAUCUUAAGGUUUCCA